AUGAAACGCCGAUCCGCUACACAGUCCACCCCGCGCAAGCGCUACACCAACGACCCCUUCGAAGGCGUCGAAGAACUCCAGGAAACUGCACCUUCUGACGAGGAAAUCGCUCGCCCGGAGCGUGAGGAAGAUGACGAUGAUGAUGAUUCCGCCGACGAAUUCCAAGGCGCAGCCGAUGAUGACGAGGAGGAGUUUGCGGACGAAGAGCCCAUGUCUGGCAUGGAAGAUGACCUCUUAGACGAUGAUGAUGCCAACGAUGACGACCUAUCCACGCCCAAACGUAAAGCCGCCAGGCGAAACUCAAGAAGCAAAUUCACCACCGCCGAUUUCACUCCCACCAUCAGCCGACCCAGAACGCAGCGGCCCAAGGCUAGUCCGAGCGCCGUGCGGACUUAUAUCCGCGGUAUCGAGGAUGGCAUUCCCCAGAAGCUGGCCAAGGCUAAGCGGAAACUGCUCUUGUAUGGGCCUGAUGAGCGCGACACCGGGCCUGUUGAGCAGGCCAAGUUGAAGUGGGAGUUUGAUCCUACUUUGCCUUCGGCCAAGGUGGACAGGGACGGUCGUGGUGGGAUGCAGAGGUCUUUCUUUUUGAAUGAUGGGGAUUGGGCGAGGGAGAGGCUGCGAUGGGAUGAUUGGUGGGAGGGACCGGAUGGGGAGGAAGCAUUUAUGACUAGGCAGUCUACGUGGGAUUUGGAGGAGGACGAGGCAUUGAUUUAUAUGCCACAAGCACCAGAGGACGGCAUCCGGGUUCUAUUGGGCCCGUUCCAGAAUCAGCAGGAAUUCGAGAUCCCGACGGGAGGCAGUCUCGGCUUAUCCAUCCCCUGGAACGACACGACUCAAGCCGGCCUUCAACCUGUCAAUAGCCGUACAAGAAGUGGCUAUUUGCUGAACUUGGGCGCAAAAGUCCAAUGCUUAGACUGGGCACCGAAUCAGAAGGGCAAGGGGCAAUAUCUGGCCGUGGCUGUAGCAGGAGAGCGCUUCGCACCCGAUUUCACAACAAGCGCGGCUUUCACCCCGAGCCUUCCCGAAGAAUCUGCGGUGCAGAUAUGGAGGUUCCAGAGCACGGAAUACGGCCUGUUUGAUCAACAUGUUGCGCCGCAUCUCGAAACAGUGCUGUGCAAUGACUGGGGCGCUGCGAAAGUCCUCAAAUGGUCUCCUGUGCCCGACGGGGUCUCCAACGGAGACGCCGUAGGACUUCUCGCCGGUAUCUGGGCCGAUGGCUUCGUACGAGUCUUACGUGUGGCACAGCGGUCCAGCAGCGGCCAAGACACAAUCUUCCAGCGCAUUGAGGAGGCCGCCUUCGCCUCGCGGCCCCCGAACACAGUCUGCACCUGCCUCACCUGGAUCUCGUCCGUGCGACUGGCAGCAGGAUGCGCCAACGGCUGCAUCGCAGUCUGGGAUCUCGACACUCCCAUCGACGCCGAAGCUGCAACAAACGCCCGCCCAGCAAUCUACAGCGCUGUUGCGCCCACCUACAUCCUCUCCAUCGUCUCCUGCGCCCCCUCGCGCCCCAAUCUGCUCCUCACUUCCUCCAUGAGCGGCUACAUCGCCAUGUCAGACCUCUCGCGCGCCGCACAAAGCCUCGCCUCCCCCGCCGCCACAGUUCUCAGCAACCGCACGCGUGUCGGCGCCCCGCUCAUAGUCUGGCACGACUACGCGCAAAUCGGCCUGCACGUCGACGAAGGCUACGUGCUGCGGGGCAGUUCGAUUCGCCGGAUUUUCUCGACCACGGCGCUGGCGAAGUACCGGAGCAGUGCGAUUUGUUUGGCUACGAGUGCCUGUCAUCCGUUUGUGCUUGUGGGGUGCGCGGGUGGCGAGGUGGUGGCGAGUAAUCCUAUGAGGAGGAUGUUGGAGGGGAAAGCGGGGAUUUGGCAGCAGGUGUGGUUCAGUCAUGAGUGGAAGAGGGAGGCGAGGGACGACGAUGUGGAAGAGGACAGCGCGGAUGAGGAAGAAGGAGGUCUCAGCCGGAUGCUGGAAGGCUUCAAGGCGGAGCGCGCCAUGCUCAACAGCAUCGACCGCAACGCGGCGAAUACGCAGGAGGGCACGCUGUUUGCCACCAUUUACGAGGAGAAGAGCGCAGUUACGGCAUUGGCAUGGAAUCCCAAUCUGGCCGUCGGCGGCUGGGCGGCGGCGGGCAUGGGUAAUGGACUACUGCGAGUGCAGGAUCUGGGGCUUAGGUGA
Neohortaea acidophila is the source of this 2178-nucleotide messenger RNA. RefSeq lists its product as uncharacterized. The record is from RefSeq and is a predicted model, not a curated record. Lineage: Eukaryota; Fungi; Ascomycota; Dothideomycetes; Mycosphaerellales; Teratosphaeriaceae. The transcript has a single exon. Gene Ontology annotation, molecular function: protein binding. Gene Ontology annotation, cellular component: transcription factor TFIIIC complex. Gene Ontology annotation, biological process: transcription by RNA polymerase III. The coding region runs from base 1 to 2178 and encodes 725 amino acids.